Messenger RNA from Rubroshorea leprosula, 704 nucleotides. NCBI's taxonomy places the organism in Eukaryota, Viridiplantae, Streptophyta, Magnoliopsida, Malvales, Dipterocarpaceae. The record is from the annotation of a GenBank genome assembly.
CUCCUGCAUGGAGUUUCAAAUUUGUUCUUGUUUGAAACACCCAUAUGCGUAGGGAUGGCAAUUCUCCUUGUUCCCCGUUGAGCUUCGUGGGGAUCCCUACCACAGGUACUGGGUGGAGAAGAAUAUUCCUCCUUGCGGGCUUGCUGUCAAAUUCAUCUCCUCUGCUACUGCUGAAGCCAUCUACUCUGCUGUUGAUCGAUCCAUCUGCUUUCCUGCUGUUGCUGAAGUCAUUUGCUUUGCUGCUGUUGCUGUUGAAGCUUGCUGUCGAAUCCAUCUCCUCUGCUAUUACUGAAGCCAUUUACUCUACUGUUGCCGGAUCCAUUUGCUCUGUUGCCGCCAAAGCCAUUUGGUGCUGUGGCCAAAGCCAUCUUCUGCUGUGGCUAGAGCCAUUUGCGAGCAAUUUGAUAUUAAUUGGUGGAGAAUGGGGAUCGUCGCGAGGAUCCCCAUUUCCCACAGGAAACAGAGAUGAAAGGCAAAAUCUGGCUCCCAUCAAAAUCUUCACGAGGAUCAUUGUUCCCAUGAUUGAUGGAGAGGAGCUCCCGAUCCCACAGGACCCGUUGAUAUCCCUACAUAUGCGCCAUAUUUGCAUAGGUUUAAAUGACUAAAGGUAAUCCUUAUGCUUGCCAUAAGAAAAACACUUCCCUACCCCACUGCUUUUUGCAUUGGAGUCUCCCAAAAAAACCUAGUAAAAAGAAGUUUGAUAU